AGCGCCCGCGUGUCGUGUGGGGUGGCCGCUCGUGGUAGACGGGGACGCGAGAGCGACAAAGCUGAACAAGUGACCCAGGACGCCCGUCCACGGACUGGCCAGCUGACUGCUGCAUGAUUUCGAUGUCGCUGGGUGCGCUGGUGAUCCCUGUGGACAUGGAGGUCUUCAGCCUCUCCUCGUCUCCGGUGUUGUCGUCGUCGCCGCGGCUGGGCGCCGACUUCCUGUCGUCGUCGCCGUUGCUGGGGGCGGACUUCCUCUCCGAGCUGCACCGUCCCGGCCGUCCGUGGGGCGAGCCGCGUGGCAACAUCUUCAGCCGCCUCAGCUGCCAGCGCCGCUCGCCGGCGCCGCCCUCCGACGACGAGGACGAGGACGAGGACGAGGACGAUGAGGACGAUGAGUCGCCGGGCGUGGGCCAGCCCCGCUCCAUCCUGGUGGUCGGGCGCGACGGCGUCGGAGCCGGUGCCGGCCCCAAGGACAAACGCGUGGUGUUCGCUGACGACCGAGGCAUGCCGCUUGUGCAGGUUCGCUGGAUGCGGGAGCCGUCGCACAUGCCUCCGCGCUGGACGGCGCGCUUCCUGCGCCAGGUGACAGGCGUGGAGUCGCCGCCGCCGCCCAGUCAGCGGCCCCGCUGGACGCUCGACUUCGCCCAGCCGGCGGCCGACUACACACGCUUCUGCGAGCGGCUCGACGCCGCCAACGUGGCGCUCGAGCACGCCGUCUACAAGGAGCUGGAGGACCGCGUGGCCGGCAGCAUCAAGGUCAAGAACCUGCACUUUGAGAAGCAGGUGCUGGUGCGUGUCAGCGAAGACGGCUGGCGGACGAGCCGCGAUGUCGAGGCGACGUACGUGCCGGCGGCCGGCGGUGGCGCCGCGCUCUACGACCGCUUCGCCUUCACCCUGCCGCUGCCGGCGCGCGGCUCGCGCGUCACCUUCUGCGUGUGCUUCCGCGGCCCGGCCGGCGAGUUCUGGGACAACAACAACGGCCACAACUUCAGCGUGAGCCGGCAGAAGCCGGCGCCGGCGGCGGGCACGGUGCGCGACAUCUACCGGGCGCAGGUCGACAACUGGUCGUCCUUCUCCAGCUGGAGCGACGAGUUCGGCGGCGGCCCGUACUGGUGACGCUUGGCUCGGGCCGCUCUGGGAGACUCGAGAAGCCUGCGCGCCCCUGGCGGACGGUGAGGAAGGCAAAGAACCGCAGAGGGACCGCGCAGGACCGCGGAGGACGCCGGGCCGCGCCGCUGACCAGUGCUGCCCUCGCUGGAUGCUGGCGAGUCCUGCCAGCACGAGCUCAUGAGGGGAGAUCGAGGCGGCGCGAGCGCGAGACGCACCGGUCUCGCGCCACCCCCGCGGCGGCGGCGCGACGGGAGCUCGCGCCGGCCGGGCGCGGCCCUCUACACAGAUCUGGUGGAUCCGUCGUGCAAUACGUAACCGGCGCGGGAGCGGCGUCAUGUGCUGUGAGGCUCACGUCCAGCCACGGUGGCGACGCGCCGGCCGGGCAGUUCCGAGGGAGGAACGCGUGGGGCGCGCGCCGCACGUAGGUGUCUGGCGGCCGUGCCAGCUUACGGCAACGGAACCCCGCCACUGUCACGUCCACUCAUACUUUUUGCUGCUCGAGGUGUGGUACUGUCCCUCCGAAUAGCUGCGUAUCGUGGCGUUUGCCAAGAGUCGCAGGUAAACUCCAUACAUGACGUCAGCGAUGCGUGUAUAUUGUAUAUUGCAAAUGUCUUGCCAGAGUAGGAGGUCGUCGUGUUGUACAUGGGGUGUAGGGUAAGCCUGGCUGCUUGCGCUGCGCUAAAUACAGCGCCCCUGCGGUAAGACCCCUGUCUGGGUAAGCGGUGUUUUGUAGAAGGUUGACUUGUUGAAAUGUACAUUUAUGUGGCUGUUGCCGUCAGUUUGUUCAUGCGUGUCAUGGACAACGGUCAGGACGUAUUCGUGGCGAGACAGUUUUGUCCGAGCGUGCCGAGCGGGCCGGAAGUACGAACAGUUGACGUAUGGAUCUGAUGCCACAUACCAGAUCUGCUCAGAAUGAUUUUGUGUUGUGCCAUGAAUAGGCCCGGCAAGUCGUUCUUGCCCAAGCGUCGGUCCAGUAUCCGGGCGAACCGACACUGUCGCUGCUUGGGUGCAAUAUAUCGAAUUGUGUAA
This is a messenger RNA of Pollicipes pollicipes, 2141 nucleotides long. It is a transcript of the gene Gbs-70E, whose product is annotated as Glycogen binding subunit 70E. Lineage: Eukaryota; Metazoa; Arthropoda; Thecostraca; Pollicipedomorpha; Pollicipedidae. The record is from RefSeq and is a predicted model, not a curated record. The coding region runs from base 114 to 1118 and encodes 334 amino acids. The transcript has 3 exons. Gene Ontology annotation, molecular function: glycogen binding; protein phosphatase 1 binding. Gene Ontology annotation, cellular component: protein phosphatase type 1 complex. Gene Ontology annotation, biological process: regulation of glycogen biosynthetic process.